This is a messenger RNA of Frankliniella occidentalis (western flower thrips), 2740 nucleotides long. It is a transcript of the gene Mccc1, whose product is annotated as methylcrotonoyl-CoA carboxylase subunit alpha, mitochondrial. Gene Ontology annotation, molecular function: metal ion binding; ATP binding; methylcrotonoyl-CoA carboxylase activity. The transcript has 13 exons. Gene Ontology annotation, cellular component: mitochondrion. Lineage: Eukaryota; Metazoa; Arthropoda; Insecta; Thysanoptera; Thripidae. The coding region runs from base 264 to 2363 and encodes 699 amino acids. The record is from RefSeq and is a predicted model, not a curated record.
GGCUGGUAGUUGCCGCAACUACCGCUAGGCGGCAGCAGUAGGGUGGGGUGGAGGGGGGGAGACCGAGUCUGAGUAGUCUGCUACCACUACACGAUCAAAAGAAGUGAAGUUGGUGUAUUGACACGCUGACGACAUCUUAACAAAUCGGAUUUCGCAACAGGUGUUUGUUCAUCUCGGGAUCAAAUUCCUGCUUCUCAUCGAUAACCGAUAAACCGUCAACUGCAGUGUGAAGUUUUCUGAAAAUUAUACAACCAAGGAAAAUAAUGAGUGCCUUAUUAGCUAAUCGUGUUACAGCAAAAUGUUUGUGGAGUGUGCAACCUCAUCGUUUGUAUGCAACAAAAGAGAGAGUAAUCGACAAAGUUCUAAUAGCAAAUCGUGGAGAGAUAGCAUGUCGUAUUAUGCGCACUGCGAAGCGUCUUGGAAUGCGCACUGUUGCUGUUUACAGUGACGCAGACCUUAAAUCGAUGCAUGUAGCAAUGGCGGACGAAGCUUAUCAUAUUGGUCCAGCUUCAUCCCAAGAGAGUUAUUUAAGAUCUGAUAAAAUUCUGCACAUAGCGGAAAAAUCUGGAUGUCAUGCCAUUCAUCCAGGAUACGGCUUUCUCUCUGAAAAUGCUGAAUUUGCUGAACUCUGUGAAAAAACUAAUAUUUCUUUUAUUGGCCCACCUGCUAGUGCCAUAAGAGACAUGGGUAUCAAGAGCACUUCAAAAUCUAUCAUGGAUGCUGCAGGUGUACCUGUUAUCAAAGGGUAUCACGGAGAUGAUCAAAAUGUUGAGAGACUGGUAACUGAAGCUGAUAAAAUUGGAUACCCAUUAAUGAUUAAGGCAGUUCGAGGUGGAGGUGGGAAGGGAAUGCGUAUUGCAACAAAUCAAAAUGAAUUUAAAGCACAACUUGAGUCAGCAAAAAGGGAGUCCAUGAAAGCAUUUGGAGAUGAUGCAGUUCUUUUAGAACGUUAUGUCCAGAAGCCCCGCCAUGUAGAAGUUCAAGUGUUUGGUGAUAAACAUGGUAACUAUGUUUACUUAAAUGAAAGAGAUUGUAGUGUUCAACGGAGACAUCAAAAAGUUAUUGAGGAGGCACCAGCACCGGGUGUUUCUCCAGAACUUCGCGUUCGAUUAGGUGAAGCUGCUGUGGCUGCUGCCCGAGCUGUUAACUAUGUGGGUGCUGGAACUGUAGAAUUCAUCAUGGAUUAUAGCACCCUUGACUUUCAUUUUAUGGAAAUGAAUACUAGACUUCAAGUUGAACAUCCCAUCACUGAAAUGAUCACAAAUACAGACUUGGUGGAAUGGCAAUUGAAGGUGGCUGCAGGAGAAAAGUUACCACUGACUCAAGAGCAAAUUCCUGUAAUUGGUCAUGCAUUUGAAGCCCGUAUCUAUGCUGAAGAUCCACGGAAUAAUUUUAUGCCUGGAGCUGGUCCUCUCACUCACCUUGUUACUCCAGUUACAAGCACUGAUGUUAGAGUUGAAACAGGUGUCCUGCAAGGAGAUGAGGUUUCUGUCCAUUAUGAUCCCAUGAUAGCCAAACUGGUUGUGUGGGGGAACAACCGGAGUGAGGCUUUGAGAAAACUUUACUCCAGACUGUGUGAUUAUAACAUUGUUGGGUUGGAGACUAAUGUAAACUUCCUCAUGAAUUUAUGCCAACAUAAGGAAUUUCAGAAAGGGAAUGUACACACAGGAUUUAUUCCUGAACACAAUGAUGAGCUUUUUCCAGAACAAAACUAUUCCAGCAGUCUUCUUGCACAGGCUGCAUUUGCAUCCAUUCUGUGCCAGCAGAACAGAGAUGUACUGAAUGCUGUACAUGGAAAUGAUCCAUUUAACAAUUUCUCUGGCUUCCGUCUGAACCAUAAACUCAUUAGGAAAUUUAAACUAGUAGGUGGAGGGCAAGAACAUGUAGCAGAAGUAAAAUACAACUCUCCAGAAGACUUCAAAAUUAGUAUUAAUGGAGGAGAAGAGCUGGUAGUAUCUGGGUCACUGAUAAAACAUAAUGGCAAUCUCCAAUUAGCCUGCUGUGUAAAUGGUCACAUGAGUAAGAGCUCUAUAGCCGUGCAUAAAGAAGACAUCUUCUUGUUCACAGAGGAAGGGAAGUUCCAAUUUUCCGUACCCACCCCUAAGUUUGUGAAUGAAUUAUUAAAACUGAGUGGAGUUAGUGAAGGAUCAGCAGUCUCUCCCAUGCCUGGGGUAGUUGACAAAGUUUUUGUAAAAGUUGGUGACACAGUCUCUGCAGGAGAUCCACUGUUAGUCAUCAUUGCUAUGAAAAUGGAAUAUGUUAUUAAGGCUCCCAAAGCUGGUGAGAUUUCUAAAGUCUUUUACAAUGCAGGAGAAAAUGUGCGCAAGAAUGCAUCACUCAUUCAAUUUCUUGGUGAUGAAUGAAUUCAAUAUUUGCUCAGUUGUUGAUACUGACAGUUCCAGUCAGAAAUGGCAAAAGAACACUUUUUAAAACUUUGCACAGAUCUGGAUUUCCAUCUUGUUUAUUAUUUUAAAAGAGUUCUUGCUCUUGUUUUAUUUGUUGUUAUUGUUGCUUUUUGUUAUCUUUUCUGUUUGAAACAUUUCUUAAUUAUGUUGGUUUGGCUUUGUGCAACAACUAGUCUAAUUCAAUUCCAGUUUUAAGUAAAUCCUAUUUUUAUGUUUUCUGUUAUUUACAAUAAGUCCAUCCAAUUUAAUGAAGUACAAAUUACUAUAAGUCUGAUUUUUAUGUGUGACUGUUUCCUGUGCUCAAUUGUGUUUUAAAUUAUAUCUCGAAAUAGUGA